Erpetoichthys calabaricus (reedfish) is the source of this 3397-nucleotide messenger RNA. RefSeq names its product TBC1 domain family, member 10C (gene tbc1d10c). The transcript has 10 exons. The record is from RefSeq and is a predicted model, not a curated record. Bases 726 to 2591 code for a protein of 621 amino acids. NCBI's taxonomy places the organism in Eukaryota, Metazoa, Chordata, Cladistia, Polypteriformes, Polypteridae.
CGACCAGAUCAUAAAUCCAAGGGUUCUUCUAGUUUAUCCACUGCAUGCUGGGAGGGUUUGCUGGAGAUGCCCAAUAAAACGUGAACGUCGAGAGUUGUUUGUGUGAGUACUGCCUUGUGUUUUCUCUCGAUUCUCGUAUUAUCAGUUUUGGCCGUGGCUUUGCUUUAUUACGACUCCUCUUCUCCUGACCCCUAAACCCCCAUGCUGCAUUUAGCAAUCCACGCGGUACAGUUAAUGAUUUUCCGGCCAGUAUGAGUACAUGAAACGGAGUAAGACGGGGUCUUCAAUGACUUCUGACCACUGACAAAGACCUGUGACCAUAGUUAAUUAUUCAUAAUGAAUGUUGAGGCAGCUCAGUGCCUCCCUGACUGAGCGAAGCAAGCACAAGACCAAAUCGUAGUCGCCACUCACAAACGAAGAAUACUUCAUAACAAGCCACGUUCAGGUGAGUUGCACUUGACUUGAACUGGCCAGAGCAGCAGGCUCAAAUCAAUUCAGUGGCACCUCACUCAUAGCCAGACGAGCCCAGCACCUUUAGAAGGAGGACAAGAUGUCGACAAGGCGGACACGACUACAACGAGGACACCAAUGAUUGUCAGGUAAGCUAAUGUGCCCAUCCAGAGGGUAGGCCUUGUAGUGACAAAUUCAAAUCCCACUACUAACAUCAGAAAUAUGGAAACAUCUGUCUACAUGCAUGUGUCUUUCUGUCCCUUAGUAUCGCCAAGAUGGCCCAGAACAGCUUUGAGGACAACGCCAGCCUCCUAAGCGCCAGGCUCAAUUCCGUCCACUGUGAGGAAGGUGACUCCAGCUCCAUCGGCUCAGAAUCGGAUUUUGGGUUGGACCGCAGCAACCAGCUGCCAGCACAAGAGACGGACAAAUACGGCUUUCUGCUCAGCACAGGAUCAGCAGCAGAGAAUGAAGGCCCAUCUCCAGAAAUCAUCCGGCAAAAGGAAAACAAGUGGUUAGAGAUGAUGAACCAAUGGGAUCGCAUCAUGCAGAGGAAUUAUGGCAAGGUCAAGUCGUACAGCCGGAAAGGAAUCCCAGCAUCCCUCAGGUCACGAUGUUGGCCCAUGCUGUGUGGUGCUAUUGCCAAUAUGGAGAAGAACAGGGGCCAGUACCAGGAACUGGAUAAGGCACCAGGGGACAAGCACUGGGUGGACAUCAUUGAGCGAGAUAUUGACCGCCAGUUCCCCUUCCACGAAAUGUUUUUAUCACGAGACAGACAUGGGCAGAGGGACCUUUUAAGUGUCCUAAAAGCAUACACGCAGUACAGGCCUGAGGAAGGGUACUGCCAGGGCCAGGGACCUGUGGCAGCUGUGCUCCUGAUGAACAUGCCCGCUGAGCAAGCGUUUUGGUGCCUGGUACAGAUCAGCGAGAAGUACCUGCCGGGAUAUUAUAGCCCCUUACUUGAAGGUGUUCACCUUGAUGCCCGGGUCCUGACUGGGCUCCUCAAGAGGAAUUGCCCGUGCGCGUACCGUCACCUGAAGAAGCACGGAGUCGAUCCGCUCAUGUAUGCCACCGAGUGGUUCAUGUGCAUUUUCUCACGAACUUUGCCUUUCCCGCUGCUCCUGAGGAUCUGGGACAUGUUCUUCAGUGAGGGCGUAACGAUUCUUUUUCGAGUGGCGCUGAUUCUGGUCAGGAUGGCAAUCGGGUCAUCCGAGAAGACUAAAAAGUGUGAUGGGCAGCUUGAAACCUUGGAGUGCCUGCGCUCGAUAAGUCAGAAGAACUUACGGGAAGAUGCCUUUGUUCAAGCAGUAGGGGACAUGUCCCUUUCUGAGAGGGAGGUAGAGAAGGAGACAGCCAUUCAGCUGGAGAAGUGGAGGAAAGAGCGACCUGACCUGACCUUUCAGCCCAGAUCACGACUGCAUGGGGCCCGGUCUGUGUUUGAGGAGGCAGAGAGGGAAGAGCGGGAGAAGGAGAAAAAGGAGAGGAGGGGAAGUGCCAUUUCACUGGCUUUGUCCAUCUCCUCGGAAAACAAGCAAAGAAGGAAGAAGAGUGUGGACAUACGGGGCACCCCUGAGGUGCAGCCCACAGAGCACAGAGAUCCUGGACAACCAACAAGACCUGAGAGUGAGCCGUGUGCCUCCUCCAGCAUAACUAACAGCAUCAAAGUAUUCAGCCAACCCGAUCACUCAGUGCAUCCCGGUACCCCAGAGUCCAAAGAUCAACCAAUCACAGAGCAGAAAGAAAAAGCACCUCCAGUUCCGCGCUUCCCCACAGUCAUCCCCACGAUUAUUGUGGAGGAUACAAGCUUAGAGGAGGAGGCCAAAGAGAAGAAGACCAAAAAGACCAAGGAGCAAAGGCGACGGGAGAAAGAAGAGGAGAAGGCCAUGGUGAAGGCAAUGAAAGAACGGGAACGGAUCGAAAGGGAACGGCAGAAGCAACUGGAGAAAGAAGAGAAGAAGAAGAAGAAGAAGAAAGAAGGGGAUACUAUAGGGGUGGGGGAGCCCAGAAAAAAGCCUCAGACCAGGGGAAAGACUUUCCACUUUGUCCGCAAGUCCUCCACUGCCAGCUCAGUAUUUGUAGAUCAGCCCCACAAGGACCCUGAAUCGAAGAGGAACUCGGCUCCUUACUUUGACACUUACUUUUAGAGCAGCCGGGGCAGGGGUGGACUCUGGAAAGGGACGACGUCCAGCGAACAACAAGAGAGCUUUGCAAAAUGAACACUAGCAAGAAGGCAGGCGCGUGACAGUGGGAUAUUUAAAUCAGCGGCCGAUAUGAGAAGAUGGGAAAGUUUUGAAUCUCCUCGUUUAUGAUGAAGUCUCAGUUGCACAGGUUGGUGGACAUGAUUGGUGAAAUGGGAUAUUGGGCCUACAUUAGAAUCUGGAGGAAAUAUCUUCCAGUGUGAAAUGCAUCAUUUUUAUUAUGACACGUGAAAAUAAACCCUAAUUUUAUAAAUAUCAAUUUUAAGUAUAAGAUGUGUAGGAGAUUCCCACUAAUGGUAAAAAAAUUGGAUUUUUAUUUUUCUGUUUGUGCAUCUACCUUCGGGGGCCACGUUAUUAGCUCUACCUGCUUUUAAUGCAAAUGGCCGUGCGCUCCUCCAAACAGCCAAUCACGUGGCUGCAGCACAGUAUAAACAGCAUGGACUGGGCUGUGAAAAAGUAUUUGCCCCUUUCGUCGUAUCCUCAUUUUUUUUUUGCAUAUUUUACAAAAUGAAUGGCCUCAGACCUUCAAACAAAAUUUAGUAUUAGAGAACAGGAUCAUGACGGAAUGCACAAUGCAGUUUGUAAAUUUUCUCAAGAAACAGUGUUAUCCACUACCAUCACGCCAUGAACCUGUAAUUGCCCCCAUAGUUUCAAUACUUAGAUGUAACUAAGUUCAUUCAUUCAUUCCACUACUUAUCCAAAGCCGAGUCACGGGGGCAACAGUCUUAGCACUGAGGCCCAUAUGUCUCUUU